Molecule: messenger RNA, 3734 nt
Organism: Helobdella robusta
Lineage: Eukaryota; Metazoa; Annelida; Clitellata; Rhynchobdellida; Glossiphoniidae
Exons: 14
Coding region: 1-2976 (991 amino acids)
Biological process (GO): regulation of mitotic spindle organization; activation of protein kinase activity; regulation of mitotic nuclear division
Cellular component (GO): cytoplasm; nucleus
Molecular function (GO): protein kinase binding
Source: RefSeq, a predicted model, not a curated record
AUGUCUGGAGCAAAACCAAAACAGAACAAUGAAAAACUGAUGAAAAUGCCCCUGGUGGCCAAAAGUGCAUCAACUUCUGAAAGAGUUGACUCAGCAAACUCAAAUAGUGGUGCCGAAAAUCAGCAAGAUGUGAUAAAAUCGACCCCAUCAAAACCACUAAAUAGGGUUCCUCAUAGUGCCCAAGAACCUCAUAAAGUAAAUUUUUGUGUUAAAAAGUCACAACCCUUGUUGUUACUCAAAGACAAAAACACGCCAUUCAGUCCCCCGCCAAACAAUUUCAACAGUCCACGAUUCAAAUCAACUCCGGCCUCUGCUUGGGUUAAGCAAAAAAAUUUUCAGACUCCAAAAUCUGAUUCCAGGAAUGUUACUAAUAAUAAUAAUAACUUGCAACAACAGCAGCAAUCUUACUACAACCCAUUUGAGACCGGCCUCUUAGACUCACUGAGCCAGCACAUAUGCAGUCCUAAUGUGUUUAAGGUCAUAACCCCUGAUAGAAAGCUGACCCCGAAAUUUAGGUGGUCAAUAGAUGAUCUUGCCCUUCUGAAACCUGCCCACAUCGAAGACCCCCCACUGCAUUCCGUCUACAAUCUGAAUGCAGAGUUAGAGGAGAGGGCACAACAAGCCAUAGAUGAGUUUUUCAGCACUCAUGUCAUUGCACCUUCACCCUGGUCUACAGCCAGCUCAAAGAAGAAGCAAGCGUCCAAAUACAAAAAAAGCACCAACUCAACUGCAACGAUAGAAAGCCCAAUGGUAUUUAGCCACAUCAGCAACAACUCUAACAACAACAACAGUAGCAACAAAAAUGUUUCAAAUCCACGGAGAAACAUCAUCACCAGCAUCAACAACAGCAGCAGCAACAACAGCAGCAGAUCAGCUAGGAGUCAGGCUGUCGUAGACGCCUGUACACAGACAAGCGUCAGUCUACCAGCGGAUGUUGAUCUAAUUAGUUUGAUUGGCAGCAAAUUUAUUCUGUCUGACGAGAAACUGAGCACUAUGAUUGGUCAGGUGCCGGCCAAUGGAAAGCAGCCGUCAAGGAAAGCAGCCAAUCAGAUUGCAGAGAAUGAAAAUGAAACCGAUUCUUUUGGGAAUUUGUCGCUAAGGAGGAAAUUAUUCUUCCAGAAUAAAAAAACACACGCUAGUCCGUUUAGGCCUCUACCCAACAUCAGCUGCAACAACAACAACAAUAAUAACAACAUUAAAAUGGACAUUAGCCAGUUGAAGGAUUUGGAAGACGAAUUUAAGACCCCCAACAAAAGACCAAGCGGCGAUGAUGAUAAUGAUCAUAGCAAUGAUGAUGACGAUGACGUAGUUGUUGGGAGUAAGGAUAAUUAUGACUUAUUUUCCUCGAGUCCGAAUGGUCACUGUCCCAUGAGUGAAGUUAGCCCCUCCUACAGAAGGUGCUCGGCCAGUUCGCAAUUCCUUCAUUAUUCGCCAGAGAUGUCACCCAUCAAUUACUCCCGUGGCCUAGUAUCUUCUAAACAUGGAUCCCCCAUAAACGCCAUGGAGGACGCGAACAUGGCCACUCCUACAGGUACGCCCUACAAUUUUACACCCCGCACCCCUAGGGCCGUGCCUAGCAAUACAGGUGCGUUGAAUGACGACGACGACGACAACAACGACGAUGUGUAUUGCGACGCUCGUAGCGACUCCUUCCCUCAACAAUCGUCGUCGUCGCUGUUGAUCACUUCCGCGUCAUCAUCUCUACUGAUGACGUCGCUGAUGACGUCAUCGAUGACGUCGAAGUUGGGCGAGUCCAAUCAGACGGCGGCCCAGGAGGGGGUGUCCAACAAUACCACUGGCUACCAUUCUAGAAGUCUGUCGUGUUCUAAUUUGGCCUCCUAUCUCGCCGCUUCUGGCAAUGGUAGUGGCAGUGGUAGUGGUGGUGGCAGUUGUCAGCAGCAGCAGCAACAGAACGUUUCUCAGCAACAGCAAAAUUUUGUCCAACAACAACAACACCAGCAACCGAUUUUUUUCCAAUCACAACAACAACAAAAUGUAUCUCUGCAACAGUAUUUCGUUCAGCCGCCACAACAAACUGUCCUGCAACAACAUCAGCAGCAGCAACAACACCUGCAACAACAACACCUGCAAUCACAGGAGCACCAGCAGCAAGAAUUAUUCAAAAAGCCCAUCAGUGCACAACCACAACGCUUAACCAAACAUCAGCACCAACAACAACAAAAUAUUGAGCAACAACAACAGCAGCAGCAGCACUUCAAACAACAACUCUUAGAAUCGUUUCAAAAGCAGAUCCACCAAAUGCACAUACCACAGCAAGCAUUCGGCGUCUUCAAUGCAAAUGGCAGCUUCAGGAAUUUCACCCAGUCACCACCUGGAUGUCAGCUGGGCCACAGCAGUAGCGGCAGUGGCGACGGCAGCAGCAGCAAUAGCAGAACACCCUCACACCAACAACAGCAGCACCUACAACUACAAAAACCGCAACAACAACAACGACGAUCUCAAAACUUCAACUCUAAACAUUACAAAAGCUACAACUUGAUGAAUGUCAUUGACUACGAGACCAGGAUGUCGCUGGGCCUGACUCCUAUACAAGCGGACAGAAGCGAGGAUGAAGAAGAAGAUGAUGAUGAUGAUGGGGACGGCUUACCGCAUGAUGAUUUCAACAAAGGCCGAAGCAUACGCCAUCAUCAACAUCUUCUUCGACCCAACAGAGGAGGACAACAUCUGCAACUGCAUUGCGCUGGGAAAGGCUACGACAAAACAGGCAGUGCUAACGAAAGGAGUGAUAACGAUGAAGAUGAUGAAUGUGGUGGUGGUGGUGAUACAGAUAAGGAAGUUAUUCCUAAAGAAGAAGACAACAACAACAAUAAUAAUAAUAACACUAACAACAUUAAUUAUAAUGAUGAUAGCAGUAAUAUGAGCGUCAGUGACCUGUACAACCAACAGUACCCUAGGGUGAGUAGAUCAUUUUCAGAUGUUAUGUCCGUCGAUAACGAUGAUGAGUACGAUGUCUAAGGAGAGAGAGGGAGAGAGAGAGAAGAUGGAAAGAUAAACAGAGUGAGAGAGAGAGAGAGAGAGAGAGAGAGGGAAAAAAGAAACACAAUAAUGUCGAACAGUAUGCUUGGUAAAUGUAGUAAGAAAAAUAAACGGUGUUCAGCGUACAAUAUUUACACUAUUUAAGGAGUCGAUAGAAAGAGAAGAAAGAAAGAAAUUUUACCUUAACACUAGAGAGAGAGAGAGAAAGCGUUAGCGUUCAGACUCGCAUAUACAGCUAAGAAAUAUCACCGCUUUUUUGAGUUUGUAACUUUUUCAACUUUUCGAAUAAUAAAAUUUUUUUAAUUAUACACACUUAUAUGUAUGUAUAAUUUAUAAUAUAUAUAUUGAAAGACAGAUUUAUAUGCCUAUCUUACAUUUAUACUUACCUGCUAUCCAGGCCUUAUUGCGUUUCAAUGCAUACUAUUGGCGGAUUGUUCGAUUAAUGACAGUAAUAAGGGUGGCAUAAGAAUUUCAGCAUGGCAAAUUUUAUACUGUAUACAUUGCAUUUUAUAUACAUUCUACACAUAUAUAUAUAUAUCACCUAUCAUAUAUAUGUGCCUUGCCUUUACGCUACUUAUGCCUUUCUGCCAAAAGACAUGCAGUCGGUCUUGGCAUAUUCAACUUUAUAUCUUAUAUAUAAACUAUAUAUAUAUUAGUUGCUCUAUACAAUACGAAAUGUAUGUAAACUUUGUAUAUGGGUACAGACUCAAUGAAAUAUACCACCAUCUGAUUAAUUG